AUGAUUACGCAUUGCCUGGAGGUGCUGCACCAGCGGCUUUCGCUGCUCAGGGAGGUCGCCAGUCGCGUGGUCGUGGAGGAGGCCGUUCGGCUGGCGGAGCACCGUUCGGCCGUGCUGGUUCUAGUUUUGCUCGCGGUCGCGGAGGUUCUGCAUGGCGCGGCGGCGGCGGUUCUGAGCAUCAAACUUCAAAGACAGAUGAAUAACCCUUCAACUUCUUCUUCUUCAACUUCCAUAACCUCUCUUCCACGAGAGAUUCUUCUCAAAAUUCUCACUGGUCUUCCUGCCAAAUCCGCGGUGCGAUUCAGAUGCACCUCCAAAUUCUUCUAUUCCUUCAUACCUGAGCCAAGAUUCGCGUUCAGAAUCCUCGUCUCUCUCCAAUCCAAAACACCCCCCGGAUUAAAUUUAUACUCCGUGAAUUACCAUGAAGACAGCCAUGGAAACCUCCAAGCCGACACUGCCCAACCUUUGGGUGUACGAGGUUUAGUAUGUUCCGCCGAUGGCAAGAUGUGUCUGCUCAGCCACGCAUCCGGGGACGACGCCGUUUUCGACCUUAGUACCGGACGGCAUAUUUGGCUGCCAAGCCGUAUUAGUUGGUCGACAGGCCGUGCGGUCUUGGGGUUUGACUCGGUUUCGGAACGGUACAAGGUUUUCAACUCCGAGGUGUACUAUGAUUCUGAUCGCCAGCGGGUGAUGAAUCAGCUGUGGGUUUUAACUGUCGGAGUGGAUAAGUUAUGGAGGAAGAUAGACGCGUCCACCAUCACGGGAUAUACUCAGACUGCCGUCCACAUUAAUGGGAUUAUCUAUUUGAUUCCUCUCAUUACUGAAUCAAUGACAGGAUGCUGGACUCGACUCUCUGAAUCGCUCAAGAAUCUAUUUGAUUCCUCGAAUAUUGAACCAAAAAUAGUUGCAAUGGAUGUUUCCACGGAGAGAUUUAUCAGGUACAUACCCUUGCCAUCUGAGUGUCUGUCCCCACAAUAUCGACGGGGGUGGCUGCCAUGGGUGAAGCUGAAUGGUCGCUUAGCUUUCAUUAAUAUUCUUAGCCCACAAAAGGCGAAAUCUCUUAGUCCUUCUGGGGCUUUCACAUCCUGGCCGAACAAGAUAAAUAUAUGGACGUUGGAGAGGUCAAUGGAGUGGGAGAAGCAGACAGUGGGUUUGCCAUUGGAGGAAAGGGAGGUGAUUGGAGAAGCUAUUUUCUUGGGGUUUACUGCGAAUAGUAUGGGGGAGAUUGUGUUCUUGAUUCUAAGGAAGACUAUAAUGUCUCCUUUGGUUUUACUUUAUUCAUUUAGAAGAGAAGUUUGGAAAAGAUUUGAGAUACAUGGAGUUUGUAGUUACUCACUUUCUCUCUGGUAUAUGAGAGGUGUUGUGCAUGUAGAAGAAGAGAAUGCAACUUUUUUGGAUUGA
Messenger RNA from Ipomoea triloba (trilobed morning glory), 1401 nucleotides. RefSeq names its product putative F-box protein At5g42430. The record is from RefSeq and is a predicted model, not a curated record. The transcript has 2 exons. Lineage: Eukaryota; Viridiplantae; Streptophyta; Magnoliopsida; Solanales; Convolvulaceae. Bases 1 to 1401 code for a protein of 466 amino acids. Gene Ontology annotation, molecular function: protein binding.